UAUGCGCGCAUUCGUAAAUACACGGUGCGUAAAAUGGUGGACAGCUUCGUAAACUCAGACGCAAAGUCGCAAAGUCGCCGAAGGUGGGCCCUGAAGUAUCGAUUGAACAUCCGACGGCGGAUGAUUCAAAUUGAAUAUUCGCGGUACGUCCGAGCCGCCCCUGUCGCCGCUCGGCCGUUUCCGGCGCGCCUCGGGCGGGCUCGCGCACAGGCAAAAUGUCGUCUGCUAGGCGCGUCGUCCGUCCGUCGUUCCUGCAUACAGCCGGAUCGGGCAUUCGUGACGCGAAAAUCGUGGCGCGAUAAGGCGAUAAUGCGCGACGCGCGCGCGCUCCGCGCUCGCGACUAGGCAUACGGUGAAUACAAGUGAAUCGGGUGUUCGGUGCGCGAUCGUCGCGCGCGCGUGUACGUUUCCCGUGCCGAGCGGACGACGCGCGCUCGCCGGGCCGAGGAGUGCGAAGUCGCUGUCGCGCGAGGCAUCGAUUUUCGCUCGUUUUCCGAGCGCGGACGCGGCCGGACGAACGACCGGUCGUCGCUCGCGCCCUGCCGUGUCGGUUUCAUUCCCGACCGGCGUCGCGGACUCGAUCGUCACCGUGAGGAGGUGGUGCAUCACCAGGAGGAGGCGAGGAGGUGCAACGAAUUAUUUUCAGCUGAACGCACGUGCGUCGAAACGCACGUGGCUCGGGUGGACCGACGGUGUUCGGUGUCGCGUCGUGCGGUGAUGUAAACAAUGUUGGUGAUGUCGGGAAACGGCCGCGGGUUAUUGUUGACGCGGUGGUAGCGGCACGCUUAAAGGACAUUGCCAUCGUGCGACGCGCCGUACGAAGCCGGAGAUACGCAUGCGGCGUGGUGCCCGAGUAUGGUGUAAGAGAAGCAAUCGGACGACCUGGGCUGCGGGGAUCAUGGAGUUCGAGCUGGACGGCAGCCUCAAGGAAUGGGCGAAGGACAAGCCCCUGAGCAUUCUACAGCUGGAUCCCGCCGAUCGGGCCGUGUUACGAAUCGCUGACGAACGAGACGCCAUACAGAAGAAGACCUUCACGAAGUGGGUGAACAAGCAUUUGAAAAAGCACUGGAAAUACGUUAAGGCGAGCAGACACGUCGGGGACUUGUUCGAAGAUCUACGCGAUGGCCACAAUCUCAUCUCCUUGCUGGAAGUGCUCUCCGGCGAGAGCCUUCCGAGAGAGAAGGGACGAAUGCGCUUUCACAUGCUGCAGAAUGUGCAGAUGGCACUCGAUUUUUUACGAUACAAGAAGAUCAAGCUGGUCAACAUCCGGGCGGAGGAUAUCGUGGACGGUAACCCGAAGCUCACUCUCGGCCUGAUAUGGACCAUCAUCCUGCACUUCCAGAUAUCGGACAUAGUGGUUGGUCAGGAACCGAACGUGACGGCGCGCGAGGCUCUCCUGAGAUGGGCCCGACGAUCGACCGCUCGAUAUCCCGGGGUACGGGUGACCGAUUUCACCGGUUCCUGGAGAGAUGGCUUGGCGUUCAGCGCUCUUCUCCACAGGAACCGGCCGGAUCUGGUCGACUGGAGAACCGCGCGUGCGAGUCAGCCGCGAGAGCGGCUCGAUCGGGUCUUCUUCGUCGCCGAGCGCGAGUACGGCGUUACGAGGCUUCUCGAUCCAGAAGAUGUUGAUACCCCCGAACCGGACGAGAAGUCCUUGAUAACGUACAUCUCUUCGCUCUACGACGUGUUCCCGGAGCCGCCAGCUAUUCACCCUCUAUACGAUGCCGAGGCGCAAAGACGGUCCGCGGAGUAUCGCGAGCUCGCAAGCUCGCUUCAUAUGUGGAUCCGCGAGAAGAUGGCCCUCAUGCAGGAGCGAUCCUUUCCGCCGACCUUGAUCGAGAUGAAGAAACUAGCGGCGGACAGUACGAAGUUCAAAAACGAGGAAGUACCGCCGCGGUACAGGGACAAACAAAGAUUGACAUACAUUUUCCGAGAUCUGCAAAAAUACUUCGAAGCCGUGGGCGAGGUGGACAUGGAACCGGAAUUACAUAUUGACGUCAUCGACAAAAACUGGAAUCGCCUGAUAAUGUUGCAUCAGGAGCGUGAGCAGGCUAUCAUAGUCGAAAUUAAACGACUCGAACGUCUGCAACGACUCGCCGAGAAAGUGCACCGCGAGAUGAAAACGACCGACAACAGAUUGGACGAGCUCGAGAGACGCGUGGAAGACGAGGCACGUAGGCUCGAUCGCCUUCAUCCUUUGGAAGCGAAAGACGCUGUAGACCUGUUGGAAAAGGACAUACACAAUACGGAAACCCAGAUACAGAAUAUAUUCACCGAUGUGCACACCCUGACGGAGGGUAGAUACAGUCAGGCACCUGAAUUACACAAGCGAGUGCAGAAAUUGCAUCAAAAAUGGGUUGUACUGCGAUCCCUCCUGCAUAGACGUUUAGUACAACCGCUCUCUGCGGUUUCUUUCGGUGUAGAAGAGCGUGUUGUCACGAAACACCGCACUACCGUCCAUGAAACGCGAUUGGUCGAUACCAAUCCACACUUCCGUUCGUUGCACGACUGCAUAGAUUGGUGCAAGAGUAAAUUGAAGCAUCUGCAAGAAGCGGAUUACGGUUCGGAUUUGCCCAGCGUGCAAAAUGAAUUGGACGUACAUCAUCGAGAGCACAAGAAUAUUGAUCAGUUCCAGACCAAGGUCGAUAAGUGCGUACAAGCGAAGAACAAUUUCCAUGGCGAAGAACUCACAUUGUACAGCCAACAUCUCAGCACUUUGCAGAAACUUUAUGCCGAGCUUCUUGCCUUAUCGAAUAAGAGACUCUCUGAUUUAGAGACCCUGCACGAUUUUAUACAAUCAGCGACUAACGAGCUGGUUUGGUUGAAUGCCAAAGAGGAAACAGAAGUCACGCGCGAUUGGAGCGACAAAAACCUCAAUGUGCACAGCAUCGAACAAUAUUAUGAGUCCUUGAUGAGCGAUUUGGAAAAACGUGAGAUACAAUUUUCGGCAGUGCAAGAUCGCGGUGAGGCAUUAAUUCUACAACAUCAUCCUGCAGCGAAAACAAUCGAAGCCUACAUGUCCGCGAUGCAAACUCAGUGGGCCUGGCUACUGCAACUCACCCUCUGUCUUGAGGUGCAUCUGAAACAUGCCGCGCAAAAUCAGCAAUUCUUCAAAGACAUUCAGCAGGCCGAACAGUGGAUCUCUAAACGAGAUGAAACUCUAAAUACCGUUUACUCACAAUCUGAUUUCUCAUUGGACGAAGGAGAGCAACUACUGAAGGGCAUGCAAGAGUUGCGCGAGGAACUUAAUAAUUACGGCGAUCACGUACAAAGACUCGUGGAAAGAGCAAAGGAUAUCGUUCCCAUGAAGCAACGCAAGCAACCUGUUAUGCGACCAUUGCAAGUCACUUGUAUCUGUACCUACAAACAAGUCAAUAUGUCUAUCGACAAAGGAGAACAGUGCACAUUGUACGAUAAUUCCGGCAGAGUUAAGUGGCGCGUCAAGAAUACGCAGGGUGUGGAAUCUCCUGUGCCCGGCGUCUGCUUCGCAUUACAACCUCCCGAUAAGGAAGCAUUGGAUGCUGCGGAAAGACUGAGACGACAAUAUGACAGAAGUGUUGCUCUCUGGCAACGAAAACAAUUGAGACUAAGACAAAAUAUGAUAUUCGCGACUAUCAAAGUGGUCAAGGGUUGGGAUCUGCCGCAAUUCUUGGCAAUGGGACAGGAUCAACGUACCGCCAUUAGAAAAGCGCUGAAUGAAGAUGCAGAUAAAUUGCUAUCUGAGGGAGAUCCAGCUGAUCCGCAACUCAGGAGAUUGAAACGAGAAAUGGCGGAUGUCAAUCGAUUGUUUGACGAUUUCGAAAAACGCGCCAGGGCCGAGGAAGAAUCAAAGAACGCCGGGCGCAUUUUCAACGAUCAAGCAUCUUCACUUCAACAAGCUCUUGACGAAGCUGAGCGAAUUCUGAACGCUCGCAUAGCUGCGCCCUUACCUCGAGAUCUCGACAGUCUGGAACAUUUAGUGCUUCAACAUAAAGACUUCGAACAGAACCUGCGUCGCUUGACGCCAGACGUAGAACAAAUACAGCAAACGUUCCGCGGAAUCACUUUGAAAACUCCAGUGAUGAGGAAUAAGCUCGAUAAUAUUACAACCAAAUGGAGUCAUUUGUGGAAUCUGAGUACUUUGUACAUUGAGCGUUUGAAGUGUGUCGAGAUCGUACUUUCCAGUCUCGAGGAAAACACAACAGCCAUUUCCGAAUUCGAGAUCAAGUUGGCCUCCUUCGGCGAAUUACCGUCGGACGUGAAGGGCUUGCAAAGCGUAUUAGAGGAUCUGAUGGUUCUUCAGAAUGCUAUCGCGCAGCAGCAAGUAGCGGUGGAUCAAUUGAACGAGGAUGCACUUAACGCCAGGCGUCUCGUAGAGAAGUCGAGACCGAAUCAUCGUGGUCCGCACGGCGACAUGGACAGACUGGACGCUGAAGUCAACAAGUUAAACGUACGAUGGACAAAUGUUUGCGGACAACUGGUCGACAGACUGCGCAGCGCCGAGACAGCUUACGGACUCGCGCAACAAUAUCAGAAUUCGUAUCAGAACGAGGUGGACUUUGUUGAUGAAUCCUACGGAAAACUUGAGCUGGAGAACACUAAGAAUUUGUUGAGCAAAGUGUUGGAUCGCACGCCGGCAAUCGAGGCAGUGAAUCUCACGGGCGGUAGAUUGAUCCGCGAGGGAAAGAUCUACGGGCAAAGGCUCCGAGCGUUCAAAGAACAAUUGGAAGAUAUCUGCCCGUCGUUGGAUGCAUCGGUGAAGAGGCCGCGGAGAGAUUCCGUUAUUACGGUCGAUAAUGUUGCGCGCGAUCUAGAUACGCUGAACCGAAGGUACACGACCCUCGUGAACCUGCUUGAGGAACGAGUUAGGCAGCUGGCACUACUACAUCCCGAGGACACUUCCCUACAGCGUGUUCUUCAAGAACAAAAGCCGCUGCGGACGUUCCGCACGGAGUUCAACAUUUACGAAAGCACUACUAGCGAGGAGCGUUACACAUCCACAACCACACACUAUACCCAGUCGCAAUACACUUCCGAGAGGCAUGAGUCCACCGAGACGACUUUCUCGAGCGAGACGAAGCGAAAUUACAGCGCGGAGCAGGCCGCGUAUCGUCCUAAUGGCGAGACCAUCAGCCCGGGGACCGUCUCACCCGUCGGUGGUGGCCUGCUCAAGCGCUCACACGAGAGCGGCGCGACGAGCUCCAGCAGGCGACAUCAGCAGCAGCAACAGCAGCAGCAGCAGCAGCAGCAGCAGCAGCAGCACGAGUUCUCGUCCGUCGUGGACGGCGGGUUUAGAGCGAGCUUAGGGAUCUUAGGAGGGUACCGCGGGCCGACGACCGGGGCGUUAUCGGGGCGGAGAACGCGAUCCGGCUUAGGAUUCCCCGAGUUAGGAACGGAGGCCGCGCGCGACGGUAUCAUCGACGCGCGGCUGGCCGACCGACUGUUAGGUCCAGUGGCGGGGUGGGACGAGGAGGGCCGUCGGGUGUCCUUGCUCGAGGCGAUCCAGCGGGAGCUCUGCGACGCCGAGCGGGCCGACAUCGCGGACCGAGUUAAGCAAGCGGUGGAGGAGAAGUAUAAGCUCUGCGACGAAACGCUGUCUAAGCUCCUGCAAUGGAUCUCCGAAAUCGAGGACAAACUGGCGGAUCAAGAUACCGUAAAGGAAAAUGUAGAAGAGUUAAGAAAACAAAUAAUUAUUAUGAAGGAAAUAAAAGAGGAUCUUGAGUCGCACAGCCGACCCGUUUCAUCCUGCCUGGAUCAAAUUCGACAAGUCGUCUUGACUGGCAGCAAUGUAUUGUCUAGCGAUGAAGUAUCUACAUUGGAAAAGAACGGUCGAUCUCUGAAGACUCGAUUUGACAAAGCAUUAGAUCGUACUGACAAAUUAGUGAAACGUCUCAUUGGUGCCAGAGACGAACUGACGAAAUUCAAGAAUGAACUCACGACAUUCUCGAUUUGGUUGGAUAAAGCCAGAAGCAUUCUCGAGGAUAAGGAGCGCUCCUUAUCUGACUUAAACAAACUCAGUAGCAGCACCGACACGACCCGAGAUUUUAUUAGUGAUGUCAUCGCUCAUCAAGCAGAUUUGAGAUUUAUUACGAUGGCCGCGCAAAAGUUUGUUGAUGAGAGUAAAGAGUAUCUCCAAGUUCUUAAUGACUUCAGGACCAGCUUGCCACAAAGAUUGCCACACAAAGAGCCCACAGCCAGCCAGGAUUCACCCGUACGAGCCGAAGUAUCCAGCGCUACGGCUCGAUACAAAGAUUUAUUAUCUCGAGCAAAUCUGUUGUCAGACAGAUUGUCGGGAGUCGGUGGCAAACAGAGGGACUAUCACGACUCUUUAGAUAAGGCCAGAACGUGGUUGAGGGAUAUCGAACCGAAAGUGCACAGAGUUAUCUCCGAACCCGUUGCCGCGGAACCGAAACAAGUUGAGGAUCAGUUGAGCAAAGCCAAGGCGUUGAAUAAUGAAUUCCUCGCUAAUGAACGUCUAGUUGACAAUGCUAAACAUAGUGUUGAGGCCCUGUUGAAUUCUCUAGAAGGCCAGUUGACAAUCAACGAGGCUAACGAGCUUGAGGAACCAGUGAAAGCGUUAGAAGAUAAAUACAAACAACUGAGUAAUGCUCUGGCUGACAAAUGUCAAGAACUUGACACUGCAUUGGUGAGAAGUCAAGGAGUGCAAGACGCAUUGGAUAGUCUCGUUGCAUGGUUGAACAAUGUUGAAAGUCAAUUUAAAUCGCUUCAACGUCCGGCAAGUUUGCAGAAGGAACGCUUGGAAGAGCAACAAAGAGAACAGCGAUUACUUCAAGCGGACUUGGAUAGUCAUCGUUUGAGUGUGGAAACUAUCACAGCGAACGCUCAGGAUCUUCUCUUGAAUUCGAGCAACGUUCGCAUUGCUAAACGUAUCGAAAGCAAACUGAAAGAUGUGCAAAGCAGAUUUGAGAAACUGAUGGACAGGUCUUUGAGGCGCGGUGAAUUCCUGGAUGAAAUCGCGCAAGCUUUAAACGAAUUCCUGGGAGAUGUGGCCAAAUUCGAGAAUUGGUACGCGCACAUGAUGGAAAUUCUCGACUCGAGAGAUCUGAACAAGCUCGAUAUGUCGGAGUGCGAAGCUAAGAUGGCGCAAUUGAUAGACAUGCGUGAGGAUCAACGCGGAAACUUCGAAGAUCUAAUACGUAAUGGGAAGAAUUUGAUCUCUAAAAAGGAUAUAACCGAAGCGGGUGCAAUUAGAGAUAAAAUCAAGGCACUCGAAUCUCAAUGGAAGGAACUGAACAAUCUACUGGACGAGAAACAACGACUGUGCAAAUCACGGGCAGAACAACAUAUAGCCUACGAAAAGCUGCGAGAUCAAGUACUCGAUUGGCUUACUCGUACAGAGAACAAAGUGCAAGGACUCGAGCCGGUUGCCGUAGAUCUGGAUAAGCUGAAGAUGCAACAGGAGGAACUGAAGCCUAUACAGAAGGAAUAUCGUGAUUAUGGCAACACAGUCGAUAAGAUCAAUGAUCUUGGCAUUGCUUACGACAGCUUGAUGAAAGAACGCGGUGAGAGUCCAACUCGUCGACGUGGCAGUACUAGCCCGACGAAGAGACCAGUACUGCGUAUGUCACAAGACGGUCGUUCGCCGUCACCCAUUAAAUCCUACGCAGUUCAAAGUCCGGUCUCCCCAGGUGGUAGCAGUGGAUUCAGCAGCCGUCGUUCGAGCCAAGAUGGUUUCCAUCUGGAAGAGUUAUCGCCGGUUCAACAACAACUCUCGGAAAUUAAUCACAGAUAUGGAUUACUCGGCGUCAGAUUGUCAGAUCGCCAAACGGAGUUGGACAAUAUCAGAGAGGAAUUAAAGAAACAUUUGGACCACUUGAAAGUACUCUCCCAAUUCUUGGAUAAGAUUCAACGGCAAUUGCCAAAAGAGAGUAUGCCUGCGACUAAAGACGAUGCGGACAAAACGGCCAAGCAAGUCAAAGUCCUCGUUGAAGAAAUGUACGAGAAACAAUCUUUAUUGGAUAGCACUCGUACGCAAGUGCGAGAUUUGGUCAGACGUAAAAAGGGAGCGGACGGUGUAGAUAGAUUGAACGAUGAGAUGGAAGAUGUUGCCAGUCGAUGGCGAUCGAUUUCAGACAGAUGCAAAGAUCGAAUUAAAUUCUUGGAAGACAUUAAAGACUUCUAUGAUACGUACGAGGGUCUUAAUUCUUGGCUUGGCGCUAAAGAACGUAUGCUGGGCGCUUUGGGACCAAUUUCGGCCGAUCCCCGUAUGGUUGCGAGUCAAGUACAACAAGUUCAAGUCUUGCGAGAGGAGUUUAGAACUCAGCAACCGCAAUUGGAUCAUCUAAUACAAAUCGGAGAAAGUAUCCUUGUCACAAUAUCCAUAGAUUCUCCGGAUGGACAGAAGAUAAACAUGAAAUUGCAGAGCAUUUUGCAACGGUGGGCAGAUCAAAUGGGAAGAUUGGACGAAAGAGCUCAGAGUUUAGGAGACGCCGUUGAUACUAGUCGUGAGUUUGAUGCCAGUCUUAAUCGACUACGAGAUGCCUUGCAAGGAAUUUCAGACAAUCUGGACGAAUUGUCUCUUGAAAAAGAUCCCGAAGAUCAACUUCGUAAGAUCGAGAAUUUGGAGAGGCAAUUGGAAGGCCAGAGACCAUUAUUAGCGGAUGCGGAAAUGGCCGGUGCGCAACUGUGCGAGGUUCUGAUGAGUGACCCAGCGUCGAAAUCUGAAAUUCAAGGAAAGCUCGCCGUACUCAGCAAGAUGUACAAUAAUUUGCAAAAGAAAUUGGAUCACAGGAAAGCAGAAAUUGAAGGUAAUCUUCGCGAUGGAAGACAAUUCGAAGCCUCUUGUAGCAGAACUCUAGGAUGGCUUGCGGACGAACUUGGAAACAUGUCAGAAAAACUGUUAGUAUCUGCUGAUAGAGAAAUUUUGCAACAGCAACUUGAUCAUCAUGAGCCUAUUUAUCGUAAUGUGAUGAGUAAAGAGCAUGAAGUUAUAAUGCUCUUGAACAAAGGACGCGACAUACUUGCGCGAUCUCAGAAAAUUGAAAACCGCUCGCUUCAACGUGACUUGGAUAAGAUGCAGUCACAGUGGGAUCGUUUGAAGAAGGAUACUGUCGAAAGACAUACUCGAUUGCAGACAUGUGCAGAACAUUGCAAGAAAUAUUACAAAGCUCAAGACGUGUUUCUUCCGUGGCUUCGACAAGCCGAGGAUAAAUUGGAUAGUUUGAUCCCUACUUCCUUUAGACGCAAGGAUAUCGAGAAGCAGUUGAAAGAACUGUCAUCAUUCAGAAACGAAGUGUGGAAACAUUCUGGAGAAUUUGAAAAUAACAAGACGCUUGGCGAAACGUUUGUUGGAGCCUGCGACAUUGACAAACAAAACGUGAAGAAUGAGCUUAGUGCUAUGAAAACUAGAUGGGAUAAGUUAAAUAAUGAUUUAAUAUCCAGAACGCAGUCCUUGGAAGAUACCGCACGUCACCUAAUGGACUUUAAUGAGAAUUUACGUGAUUUGCAGCACGGUUUACAACGUUGCGAAGAUAAAUUGGCUUCGCACGAUGCUCUCGGCGGAGCGGCUAAAGAUCCAAAGCUUCUCGAUAGAAUAAAGAAUUUGCGAGAGGAAACAACGAGCUUAAAGAAACCUUUGCAAUGCGUGAAACAACAGGCUAACGAUCUCGUAAACAAAGCUGGUGAGCAGGGCGUUGAUGCGACACAUUUACAAGACGAAACUGACAAUAUUAACGAUCGUAUUAACGACCUGCAAGCGAAAUUGGAUGAUAGAUGCAACGAACUACAAAGCGCAGCUACAGCUGUUGCGCAAUUCAAUGAUCAAGCGAAAUACAUCAGCCAGCAUCUAUCCGCUCUCGAGAAAGAUUUAGAUUCCAUGAAAGCAGCUGGUAGAGAGAUUAAGAUCGUGCGAGGACAAUUGGAAGAUACCGCUAAAGUUAUCAGCAAAAUUAACAAGCUCUACGAGGAAAUCGGUGAUUUAGAGAAUCGUGGUGAACGUUUGGUCGAUUACGGCUUCGCUGCCGAUGCUGUAGCAACGAGAGAUCAAGUUGAUGGAUUUAAACGACAAAUUGGCAAGUUGGACGAACGCGCGCGUACCAGAGAAGACGAACUCACAUCUACCUUGAACAAGUUACAAGAAUUCUAUCAAUUGCACGCGGAUGUUAUGGAGGGUAUCAAUGACGCAAACGAACAUGUCAGAAGGUUUAAGCCUGUUGGAUCCGAAGUGGACUCGAUUAAAGUCCAGCAGGAGGACUUCAGGACUCUCAAAAUUAAAAAGAUCGAGCCAUUAGCACAUGCUGUUGAAGAUUGUAACGCGCUCGGUCAAGGUCUUAUACAGACUGCAGGACGAGAUGUCAAUACCAGCAAUAUCGAAAAAGAUGUCGAUAAAAUGAACGAAAGGUGGAACGACUUGAAAGACAGGCUAAACGAGCGCGAUCGCAAAUUGGAUGUUGGAUUACUACAAUCGGGCAAAUUUCAAGAGGCUUUGGACGGUUUGGAGAAAUGGUUGACCGAUACGGAAGAAAUGGUUUCGAAUCAAAAACCACCUUCUUCAGAUUACAAAGUCGUGAAGGCACAACUGCAAGAGCAGAAAUUCCUAAAGAAGAUGUUGAUGGAUCGACAAAAUUCUAUGACAUCUCUUUACAACAUGGGACGAGAGGUAGCCGCCGAUGCAGAUCCGAAGGAGCGUAAGGCCAUCGAAAAACAAUUGAACGAUCUUGUAGGCAGAUUUGACAAUCUGACGGAAAGCGCUGCUGAGAGAAUGGAUGCUCUUGAGCAAGCGAUGGCUGUGGCGAAGCGAUUCCAAGAUAAAUUGGUACCACUUGCUAUCUGGCUAGAUAAAACGGAGAAGAAAGUAAGAGAUAUGGAGUUGGUUCCUACCGAUGAGGAAAAGAUACAGCAACGUGUCAGCGAGCAUGACAUACUUCACGAAGAUAUUAUAUCGAAGACACCAGAUUUUAGCGAGCUCACGGAAAUAGCCAGUCAACUUAUGUCGCUAGUAGGCGAAGAUGAAGCUGCCACAUUGGCCGAUAAACUUCAGGACGCAGCAGAUAGAUACGCCGCUUUGGUCGAACGAUCGGAAGCUCUUGGUGCCUUGUUGCAACGUUCGAGGCAGGGUUUACGUCAUCUCGUUCUCACAUACCAGGACUUACAAGCAUGGAUGGAGAGCAUGGAAAUCCGAUUGUCGAAAUAUCGCAUCUUGGCUGUACAUACAGAAAAACUCUUGCAACAAAUGGAAGAUCUCGCAGAUCUUACGGAAGAGGUAUCCACGCGACAAACGGAGGUUGACAGUACUGUGGAUUCUGGUUUGGAGCUAAUGAAACACAUCUCGAGCGACGAAGCGCUUCAAUUGAAGGACAAAUUGGACUCUCUGCAACGACGAUUUAACGAUCUCGUCACACGCGGCUCGGAUCUCUUGAAACAUGCUCAAGAAUCCUUACCAUUGGUGCAACAAUUCCACGAUAAUCACAAUCGUUUAAUGGAUUGGAUGCAAGGCGCAGAGACGGCUUUGCAAUCUGCCGAGCCUCGCGAAGAAGAGAUUAUCCGACUCGAAAUGGAAAUAUCCGAAUACAGACCUGUUCUGGACAAAAUCAAUGCGAUUGGCCCACAGUUGUGCCAAAUGUCGCCAGGAGAAGGUGCUGCGACCAUCGAAGGUCUUGUGACUAGAGACAACAGGCGAUUCGAUGCUAUUGCUGAACAGAUCCAGAGGAAGGCUGAAAGAAUUCAGCUAAGCAAGCAGCGAUCUUUGGAGGUAAUUGGCGAUAUUGACGAUUUACUCGAUUGGUUUAGAGAGGUGGACAAUCAACUUCGAGAAGCCGAGCCGCCCAGCAGCGAGCCUGAAAUUAUUAGAGUACAAUUGAAAGAGCACAAAGCGCUGAACGACGAUAUAUCCAGUCAGAAAGGUAGAGUCCGUGAUGUUAUUUCGACUGCGAAGAAAGUGAUACGUGAAAAUGCUCAGCACGAAGAUACAUCUACCAUUAGAGAUAAGAUGGAGGAUUUGCGUGAAACGAUGGAGAUUGUAUCGAGCUUAUCGACAGACAGAUUGGGAGCUUUGGAGCAAGCUUUACCGCUAGCGGAACACCUUCGUGAUACCCACACUGGCUUGGUCAGCUGGCUCGAAGAGGCUGAACAACAAAUCGCCAUGCUACCCAUGCCUGCAUUGCGACCUGACUUAAUAGCAAUGCAGCAGGACAAAAACGAACUUCUCAUACAGAGCAUUAAUGAACACAAGCCUCUAGUAGAAAAACUCAACAAGACCGGUGAGGCAUUAAUUAAGUUGUGUAAUGAAGAGGAAGGUAUCAAGGUACAGGACAUUUUGGAUAAUGAUAACGCUCGCUACGCGGCAUUGAGAGCCGAAUUGAGAGGCCGGCAACAAGCGUUAGAACAAGCGCUACAGGAAUCCUCGCAGUUCUCCGACAAACUGGAGGGUAUGUUGCGCGCCCUGUCUUCUACUGCCGAUCAAGUGAACGGUGCCGAGCCCAUUAGCGCCCAUCCGGCUCGUUUGCGCGACCAGAUGGAGGAGAACGCGGCCUUGGCAGACGAUCUCGCUCAGAGAUCCGAAGCUUACGCAGCCGUCAAGAAAGCCGCGGAUGAUGUUAUCAGUAAAGCGGGUAAUAGAGCUGAUCCGGCGGUAAAAGAUAUCAAACGCAAGCUAGAUAAACUGAACAAAUUAUGGACCGAUGUACAGAAAGCCACGACCGAUCGCGGUCACACUUUGGACGAUACUCUGGCUGUCGCCGAAAAGUUCUGGGCCGAAUUGAACGGAGUUAUGGUCACUCUGAGGGAACUGCAAGACGCGCUGGCUGGACAAGCACCACCGGCGGCUCAACCAGCCGCCAUUCAGCAACAACAAGUGGCAUUGCAAGAAAUCCGACAAGAGAUCGAUCAGACCAAACCGGAUGUUGAACAAGUCCGAGCAUCAGGACACGAAUUGAUGGGCUUGUGCGGCGAGCCAGACAAACCUGAAGUGCGAAAACACAUCGAAGAUUUGGAUCAAGCUUGGGAUAACGUCACCGCUCUGUACGCCAGACGCGAAGAAAAUCUGAUCGACGCUAUGGAAAAAGCAAUGGAAUUCCAUGAAACAUUACAGAAUCUAUUGGAGUUCUUGCAAGAGGCCGAAGACAGAUUCGCGGAGAUGGGUCCGCUCGGCAGUGACAUCGACGAAGUGAAGAAGCAGAUCAAACAGCUGGCCAAUUUCAAGGCCGAGGUGGAUCCUCACAUGGUGAAAGUCGAGGCGUUAAACAGGCAAGCAGCCGAAUUAACGGAAAGGACCUCGUCCGAACAAGCAGCAGCCAUCAAGGAACCACUCGGUGCUGUGAACAAACGAUGGGACGGAUUACUGAGAGGCUUGGUGGAGAGGCAACGAUUGUUAGAGAACGCAUUAUUACGACUCGGUCAAUUCCAACACGCUUUGGACGAGCUAUUAGUGUGGAUCGAGAAGACAGACAGGACGUUGGAUAACAUCAGGCCAGUAGCGGGUGAUCCACAAGUGAUUGAAGUUGAAUUGGCCAAACUGAAGGUCUUAGUGAACGAUAUACAAGCUCACCAGACGAGUGUUGAUACUCUGAACGAUGCUGGACGCCAAUUGAUUGAAGAUAGUAAAGAUACCGCCGAAGUGUCUACUACAGCUGACAAAUUGGAUACUCUGAAUCGUCGUUGGCGAGAUCUGUUGCAACGCGCUGCUGAUCGUCAACGAGAAUUGGAAGAUGUCUUACGGGAGGCGCAAUCAUUCAAUGCUGAGGUACAAGAUCUGUUGUCGUGGUUGAACGAUGUGGAUAACAUGAUAGUAGCUUCUAAACCGGUUGGUGGAUUGCCCGAGACUGCGUCCGAACAAUUGGAACGCUUUAUGGAAGUAUACAACGAGCUGGAACAAAAUCGUCCGAAGGUUGAAACGGUAUUGCAGCAAGGGCAGGAAUAUCUGAGGAAAGCAGACACGAGUGCCGGAGGAUUGCAUCAUACUCUGCGAACGUUGAAACAAAAAUGGGAUAAUGUGCUUUCACGCGCUAGCGAUAAGAAGAUAAAAUUGGAAAUUGCCCUGAAAGAAGCGACCGAGUUCCACGACGCGUUACAAGCUUUCGUCGAUUGGUUAACUAAUGCUGAAAAGAUUUUGACAAAUCUCAAACCGGUCUCGAGAGUCAUGGAAACCAUACUUCAACAAAUCGAGGAACACAAAGCAUUCCAGAAAGACGUCGGUGUUCAUCGCGAGACUAUGCUGAAUCUCGACAAGAAAGGAACCCAUCUCAAAUACUUCUCUCAAAAACAAGAUGUGAUUCUUAUAAGAAACUUGCUCGUGAGCGUGCAACAUAGAUGGGAACGAGUGGUUUCCAAGUCAGCCGAGAGAACGAGAGCUUUGGAUCACGGCUACAAAGAGGCUAGAGAGUUCCACGAUAGUUGGUCGAAUCUAAUGAACUGGUUGGACGAAACCGAGAAGACAUUAGACGAAUUUGCAGCUGAUGGACUUGGCGGCAACGAUCCGGAUAGAAUUAAGUCGCGUCUCAAUAGACAUCGCGAGGUACAAAAGGCCUUGAGUGCUAAGCAAAGCACUUAUGAUACUACCAUGAAGAACGGCAAAACAUUAAAGGAUAAAGCACCAAAGAGCGACGAACCUGCCUUGAGAGAACUUUUGAAUGAGUUGAAGAACAAAUGGAUCACAGUCUGUGGUAAAUGUGUAGAUCGACAGAGAAAAUUGGAAGAAGCCUUGCUAUUCUCCGGACAGUUCAAGGAUGCAAUUCAAGCGCUACUAGAAUGGUUGAGUAAAACUGAAAAAUACCUGGCCAGCACCGGACCACUUUACGGCGAUCUGGACACCGUGACCAAUUUAGUGGAGCAACACAAGGCUUUCGAGAGAGAUUUAGAGUCUCGCGCUUCACAAAUGGAGUCCGUCAUCAAGACUGGUCGCGAAUUGGAAUCUAAAGCCUCUAUCGAGGAUGCAUCAAUGAUCAGAUCGCAAUUGUCUGAAUUAAAUAGUCUCUGGGACAGAGUAACCAGUCUCACAACGAAGAAAUCCAGACUAUUGGAAGAAGCCCUUCGAGAGGCCGAACGACUUCACAAAGCCGUUCACGUGUUGUUAGAAUGGUUAAGUGACGCGGAAAUGAAGCUGCGAUUCGCUGGACCACUGCCGGAAGACGAGCAGGAGAGCAGAAACCAAUUGAUGGAGCACCAGAGAUUUCUCCGCGAGUUGCAGACCAAAGAAGUUGAAAAGGAUAACACGUUAGAGUUGGCACAUAUUAUCCUUGGAAAAGCGCAUCCCGAUGGUGCUGCAGUUAUCAAACACUGGAUUACAAUUAUUCAAUCUAGAUGGGAAGAAGUUGCAACAUGGGCCUAUCAAAGGAAUCAAAGACUGGAGAACCAUAUGCAAGGACUACAGGAUCUUGAUAAUCUUCUCGAGGAGUUAUUAGCCUGGCUCGAAGGUUUGGAGAACACUUUGAAUGCCUUGGAAGCAGAACCUUUGCCCGACGACAGAGCUACGCUCGAAAUGCUCAUCGCAGAUCAUAGAGAGUUUAUGGAGAAUACUAGCCGAAGACAAAAUGAAGUUGAUCGUGUGUGCAAAGCUCGACAAAUUAAACCGAUAAAAGAUGCAAGAAAGAUAUCGAAAGUUAGAUCACCAGCGCCUACUAAGGAUCUCUAUCAGGAUAACGAGCAUGAGCAACCUCAGCCUCGUAAACAAAGCCGAGGCAGCCCAGGUCGUGACAGAACGCCAGAUCUUUCAUUGCCGCACAUCGGUCCACGCUUCCCACCCAAAGGAAGCAAAGGAGCUGAACCGGAAUUCCGCAGCCCAAGAGUUAAGCUUCUCUGGGAUAAAUGGCGUCACGUUUGGAUGCUGGCGUGGGAACGACAACGUCGUCUACAGGACAAGUAUAAUUACAUUCAGGAACUGGAUCGCGUUGCCAACUUCAGCUGGGAAGAUUGGCGCAAACGGUUCUUGAAGUUCAUGAAUCACAAGAAAUCCAGAUUGACGGAUCUAUUCAGAAAGAUGGAUAAGAACAACGAUGGACUUAUACCAAGGGAAGAUUUCAUUCAAGGAAUUAUGAACACCAAAUUUGAGACUUCUCGUCUGGAGAUGGGUGCUGUUGCCGACCUCUUCGAUCGUCACGGCGAGGGCUUGAUAGAUUGGAAGGAGUUCAUUGCCGCUUUACGACCCGACUGGGAAGAACGACGAACCUACAAUGAUACGGACAAAAUCCAUGAUGAAGUUAAACGGCUGGUCAUGCUAUGUACAUGUCGCCAGAAGUUCCGCGUUUUCCAAGUUGGCGAAGGAAAGUACAGGUUUGGUGAUAGUCAAAAGCUGCGAUUGGUUCGAAUUCUGCGCUCUACUGUCAUGGUACGCGUCGGUGGAGGCUGGGUAGCAUUAGAUGAAUUCCUUCUGAAGAAUGAUCCAUGCCGCGCCAAGGGAAGAACGAAUAUUGAGCUGCGGGAGCAAUUCAUACUGGCGGACGGUGUUAGCCAGACUAUGACGGCCUUCCGGUCCAAGCCGAGCCCGACCUCGACGCUGCAGCGUACGCAAAUGUCCUCCACUAAUGCCGGACCGAUCACCAAGGUGAGAGAACGCAGUGCUCGCAGCGUACCUAUGGGUCAAUCGCGAGCCUCGCGUUCAUCUUUAAGCGCCGGCACGCCCGACAGCCUUAGCGACAACGAAAGUUCCUUCAAGAUAUCCUCUAGGAAAACCAGCACGCCUUACAGAUCUACCGUGACGCCUGGUGGUAGCCGUCCAUCCAGCAGGCCAGCAUCAAGACCUGCCUCUCGACCAGCUAGCAGACCGAAUAGCCGGCCUGCAUCAAGACAAGGAAGUAAACCGCCCAGUCGAUACGGAUCAACGCAGUCGUUGGAUGACGAUUCAUGCACUCCGAGUCGUAUCCCACGAAGAACCAUCGUGGGCGGCUCUGGCAAUACCCCGACGUCCAGUAGACACAACAGUGUAUCUGGCAGGAAACUUACAACCCCGAUGAAUGGCUCGAGCUCUCGACCCCGCACUCCGACGGGAUUAAUCAGCCCUGCCAGCGGAGUGCCUUCCAGGUUUGGCUCAAUCCAUAGAGCUUCGAGCAUUCCAACCCUGACUGGUGUCGGAACACCUAUCAGCCGCUCUAGGAUACCCGUGUAUGUGGGGGUGGAUAUAAAAUCUCCUCAGUCGACCACCAGCAAUAUGUCGACUCAUUCAACACAAAGCAACCAUUCUACAAUUUCUACUGAUUCCACUGGGAGCAGUUCCUUGUGUACAAAUUCAGCAACUAACAUACCAACAGCCAUUAAGCAAGCUAGAGUACGUACACCGUCCAGUGGAUCCAGCACACCGCUACCACCGUCAUCGAAAUUGUCGAGGAAACCUUCCGGAGCUUCCGACACGUCUAUGUCGGGGACAACUCCGAGCACACGGAAGGGAAAACCCACUCCGAUCGAACAGCGCGCGCCGUUCCGAUUGUAAUAGCUUAUUAACGGAUACAUAUAGCUUGUAAAAUGUGCCCGAAUAUUAUGCCCGAACGAGAAUAAAUAUAAAAACAUCCCCGUCGCAAGUUUAGGAAUGAUCGCAUUUGCGAGGUGGUUGUUGUAUAUCGAGAUGGAAGUAUGCAUAUAUUAUGCGAAUGCUAAAUUGAUGAUAGAUCAAAAUUUGAUAGAAGACAAAUGAUGACUCUAGAAGUUAUGAUAUGAUUUUAUCAUUUUGCUGAAGUUUUCAUCAAGUAUCGAAUGCCAUUAAAAUUAUAAAUACCAAUGAGUAUUUCAUUACUCUCUUAGGGUAAGGGAUUGCAAACAGUUUGGGGAAAUUUAUUUAUUUCGUGCCCGCGUUAGAAAGUGCUUAAAGCAUCUAUCUAGUUUAUAAUAAUACAUAACAGUGAAAUAAAUUAUAUUGUUAUAAAUACCAUAAUCUUGGUAUUACCGAAAGUGCAGGGUAAUGCUAUUAAUUGAAAAUAUUUAGGUGAGAUAAACAAUAUCUUCGCCAAUUUUCUCGAUAAGGACAAUACUACUAAAAAGAUUUUAGCGUGAAGAAAGAAAUCAACGUUAUAUGUAUUAUAAUUACGCUUAUGUUUGAUAUAUAUAUAUAUAAAUAUAUAACUAGAUGCCUGUGUAAUUACUUUUAUAUAAUUUAGUAUAAUUUGCUCAUUUUGCACGCAUAUCCUUGCGUGUUUUAUACAUCGCGUGAACCAUUGAGGGCUUUCUCGAUGACAUUUUUGAGCAGUAUACUUGAGCAAAUUAUAUAUGCGAAGAAUUAAUUUAUUUAAUAUUUUCUGCUUGACUUAUUGUAUUCGUCGUGCGACGUAUAAUUAACGUUUAAUGCGCAUUUGUUAAAAAAAAAAAGAGAAAAAAGAGAAACCUUGUAUGCGAUUUUAGAUUGUGAUGCAAAUCAUGAUCCGACAUUCAUUUUUUGUUAUCCGUUUCGCAAAUUGCAUAGUACGUAUUCGAUUAAUUAUACUUGUAAAAAUCAGAUAAAAUAUUUUUAUUUUUUUCAUUUUCUCAUAUAUCAAAAAUGGAGUGAACCAAGAUUUGUAAACGAUAUUAAUUAAUUACAAUCUCUUUACAAAUCUGCAUGAUAUAGACAUUAUCUAGAUUUUCAGAAGUAUUUUGAUAUAUUUAUGUUCUUGCGAAACGGAAUAUUGUAGCUUUUUGAAAAAAUACGACAGUAAUCAAAUAUAGUUUAGGAAUAUGAUGCACAAGUUUAAUCUUUGAGCGGUCGUACUUAAAAAGUGCAAUUUUUUCAUAGACAUUAUUUUUACAAAAUAAUGUCUAUGAAAUUUCCUCAAAUAUAUAUGUCAAUAUAUUAAUGAUCGUGUGUCGAUCAUGAAAUUAAAUAUAAAAAGGCUGAAGAAAGAGAGAAUCACGCGCCCGCUCUAAGAUUAACGUGCGAUUUGCUUUUGUUAUAUGUUUGCGAAUCGAAUUAUCGAUUAAUGAUCAAUUAAUAAGUAAAUAAUAUAAUUAUAAUUACAUAAUUAUAUAAAAUAUUAUAUAAUUAUUAAUUAUAAUUUACUAAUGAGAAAUUUAAGAGUUCGGGGGAACAUACCUAACAGCGUUAAAAUAAUAAUAAUAAAAAAAGAGAAAACUAUACGUGUGAAUAGUUAAGUAAAAUAUAUUCCAUUGCGCGAAGAGUGUGGCCUGUUAGGUGACGGGUAGAAAAGAGAAACUUUGAAAAAAAAAGACAUUUCCAUUUUUUUUACAUAUAUACUUUUAGAUGCGAUUAAUGUAACGGAGAUAUGACUCGCUGCCUCUUAUAAAUAUUACGUAAUGCGAUUAAUUUUAUUAACAACUUCUCAACAUAUGACUUUGUUUCUUUUUCACUUACCGAGAAGUGCUGUAUGAUGCUAAUAAUAAUAAUAACAACAACACAAUGAUGACGAUGCAAUGAUAAAAAGAUGAUAACAGACACACGCACACGCAUGAUAUUUCAGGAAGGAUUAUAUACUCUCGACCCGUUUCAUUUAUAUUUUUCAUUUUUAGGCGACUGUUGCGCAUCAUGCAAAUGUAAAAAAAAUGUAUAUAUGAUAUUACCGCGCGCGUAUGUUUUUUUCUCACGUUCGUAUUUUCUAAUCGAAGUCGUGGUGCGUCAUGAUCAGGAUACGGAUCCUGCAGUUGCUUGCGUCCUCGUCGAUGCCUAAAUUAAGCAUAGCUAUUAAGCUACGUACGCAGUAAUCUCGCGAGACCGGAUAGGGUUUUCCCGAAUGGGGAUAACAAUGCCAACUCCGAUCCUCUAAUGUCAACUGACAGCCGCAUUGUAUAAUAUUUCAAGCAGAUUACAUUUUGGAAGGAUCCAAUGGAAGAAGCGACGCUUUAUGCACGCUGCGCUGAUAAGGCUUAUCGAGUAUCUCGAUCGGCGGUGUGAAAAACACCGCGCGCGCGCAGCUUGUAGAGACGUGUAAUUUACGAAGGUACACCUACGUGCAGGUCUAAAUGAGCUUUGUGCAGUUUUUUAUAAUCGCUCUGGGUCUAUACUUUUAAGAUGCGUCAAUACGCCUGUUGUAUUACUGUUGUAAUCGGAAUAAACACGUUUUCGCACUCAA
Messenger RNA from Pogonomyrmex barbatus (red harvester ant), 19919 nucleotides. It is a transcript of the gene shot, whose product is annotated as dystonin-like protein short stop. Gene Ontology annotation, cellular component: membrane; hemidesmosome; cytoskeleton. The record is from RefSeq and is a predicted model, not a curated record. Gene Ontology annotation, molecular function: structural molecule activity; microtubule binding; calcium ion binding. Gene Ontology annotation, biological process: intermediate filament cytoskeleton organization; wound healing; cytoplasmic microtubule organization. NCBI's taxonomy places the organism in Eukaryota, Metazoa, Arthropoda, Insecta, Hymenoptera, Formicidae.